AAACAUGGCUGUUGUGUGUCAUUUUCAACAAUAAUCAAUAAUUUUCACCAUUCAUCUUGACCUCCAUUUUUUCUAAACGAAUUUAUUGGUGCGAUAAUUUGAAAAAUUGGACCCGGUGCUUCGCUUCAGUUUUAACAGGAUCCUUUUAUAUUUAUUAUUUCCUAAUUCUUUUUUAGUUUGUUUUGUGUAAAAGAUGUACCUAUAGUAUGAUUUACGCUUGGUAUUCUGCUAAAAUGUGAUCUUAGGGCAAUCUAUUGCUUAAAGAUAGCGUAAACAGAAUUUUUGUCCUCAAGUGCUAAAAUUUAUUCGCGAUGAGGCAGUGUUGUGUUCCUGGGUGUAAAAACACCUCCAAUUUACGCAAGGUACCGUUUACGAAGGUAACUUGGAAGGCAUGGUUAGUUCGAUGUCCAUUUCUUCGCAAAUAUUCCCGUAAGUCAUUAGAGAAUGUUAAGAUUUGCGAACUUCAUUUUUUACCUCAACAUGUUAAAUCUCACAGACUAACGGCAGAUGCAAUUCCUACAUUGCAUCUGCCUAAGCAAAAUAUAGCUACAUCUUCUCGAAACGAGCAAUUUUUGGAAGUAUUUCCUCUUCAAUCUGGCCAACCUCUCAGUGUAAGAAUUGUUAAUCCAUCAGUCUCUCUGAUAGACACAGUUAAUGUUCAAACUGACUUUGAUUACAAUAAACAAUCUGUUUUUCCACCUACAAAUGAUCAAGUCCCAAGUGUUCAAAGUAGAGAUAUUACUGAACGUGAUUUUGAACCUAACAAUCAGAGUAUUGUUACACCAAGUAAUGAGCAAGUCCAGUGUGUGGCUUCUCAAAUAAAUAAAGAAACUACUGAACCUGAUUUUUACGUACAGUCUGAUUCUAUGACAGAUUCUAUAACUACAAAUGUAGUACAUUCCUGUAGUACAAGUACAGAAACUCAAAACCAAUCUACAGAGCCAGAACUAACAGUUGGUCAACUGAGUCCUCUUCCAUCUAACACCAUGCCUUCUGAUGUUAUAUCUGCCAUACAAAGAACUCCAGUACGUGUAAAAUCACAUUCUAGACGUCAUAAGUCCCAUGUAAAGUCAGAUUUAAUUCCUAGAGUUCGUUUAGGUCAAAAUGAGACCCCUCGUAAGCAAAAGCUACGUGUGGGGAAUGAAAUGUUAAAAAUGAUGACCCAAAUAUCUUUCAUUAUAUGAUAGACAAAAAUAAAUUAUACCACAUGUAUGAUGUUCCGCACCUACUAAAAUGCUUUCGCAAUAAUUUCCAGAAGAAGGACUUGCUGAUUGGAACCCAGCGUGCGCAAUGGAACUACAUCGAAAUGGUGUAUGCUUCAGAUGGCGCACAGGGUCGUGCGAGAACUACCAAAUUAACCGACAAGCAUAUUAAACCAAACUCUUAUGACAAAAUGAAGGUCAAAUUUGCUGCACAAGUCUUCAGCAGAGAGGUGUUUGCAGCCUUACAGAACAGGAUGAAGACAUAUGAAGAUCUGCAAUUAGUACAUAAUUAUAGUGUUCCAUCUGUGAACAUUGAUAAUGGUUUCUUCACUGCUGAAAUCAUCUUAUUCAUUAACGAUUUGUUUGACAGCCUGAACUGUGCCGGUCAUACUAGAGGCGAACUAUCUAACGCUUUGUCCUUGAAUUCAACUCAUUUAGAAUUUUGGAAUAAUGCAUUGAAGAAACUACAAUCAAUGAAAUUUGACGCAACAGACUCAAGAGAAAUACAUAACAAAUUUUAUACAAAAAAAAAACAGCUGUUGAGUUUCUUGCCGGUUCUUCUCAUGCAUUCCGAACCGGUGGUAGUGUAAAAAGAUUUUUAAUGAAAAUACAUUUUUUUCACUGAAAUUUUGUUUACUUUUUCGCAAAUUCCAAGCGUUUCGACCUCAUCUAGCAUGGUCUGUGAUCUCUAGUUUUACACGGAUUAAUGGUCUGUGGUUUUACUACGUCACGUCCUUUUCCGGCCUCCCACCCCACUGAACUCUCGUAAACGUAGAAUUGUAAGAAAGAGA
This is a messenger RNA of Maniola jurtina (meadow brown), 1993 nucleotides long. RefSeq lists its product as uncharacterized. The transcript has 3 exons. Lineage: Eukaryota; Metazoa; Arthropoda; Insecta; Lepidoptera; Nymphalidae. The coding region runs from base 1181 to 1792 and encodes 203 amino acids. The record is from RefSeq and is a predicted model, not a curated record.